CUUAAUCUUCAGCGAAGUUAACUCUUUUGUUAAUAAUUGUUAGACAAGACAGUCAUAAUGCAAUCUACCGAGUCGUUCCCACUCUUCCCCAACCUCCCCACUGAGCUUCGUGAUAAAAUAUGGCUUCACACCAUCGACUUGCGAUCUCACGUCUUACCCCGCCCUCCUAUCACGGAGCUCGCAGUUUGCCACGAGGCUAGGAAUGUUCUACUAAAGGUAUACAGACCGUGCUUUCGUCCAGUUCCACAAUACAGAGAGGACGACACAGGAUUUGGUGUCAUGUCCAAGCCCGGCGAAAGAUGGCUUGAGAUCCAAGGCAUGGGAAAACGAUCUCCCAGAUCACCAUAUGCGAACUAUGAGACGGAUGUCCUUUACCUUGCCUGGGCCAUUUUGUACCCAAUCCAUCAAGAGGAGGCGUCACUCCAAAAAUACUUCUUCCAGGAAGCCAUCGAUCAUGUACAGCAUGUGUUCAUCCGGCUUAACGCUUGGACUCCUAGAGGACCUCGCCGAAGGAUGGUAGGACCACCAGUGACAAAACCGGAUCCGAGACAGCCGCUCCUCUCUUUCGGCUCCUUGAAGACCCUGAGUCUCGCUGAAGAGCCGAAAUUGAGAGUCAGCAUACCUCCUCUCAACGACGAUCAGCUACAGAAGCAGAGAGAAUCUAGAUUUCAUCGGAUGCCUGAUGACGAAGUUUUGGAGCGCGAGAAGUUGGUUUUGAGAGCACGUUUCGCGGAGGGGAAGAUAUUGACCCCGAUACUAGACCCCACUAGCUUCACAAAUCCUUAUCUCAAAUUCGAUCAAGCGAGGCAAUGGAUCAAUCGCAAGGCAGAAGAGUUACCAAACUGGAACGCGCCUGAGGUACAAUAUGCAACAAUCAUUGCUGAUCCUGAAGGUUGAUGAUAUGUGCUCAUGCGAAUUUUUGGUGUGGUCGGGAGUGGCGUGUUUCAUGGAAUGAAAUCACACUCAUGAUGAAGAUGGGGCUCACAAUACCACAACUUGGCAAUGCACGGCCUUGAUUCGUGAGGGCCUUCACUAGGGACGUUCGCGGAGAGUCAGGAUUCAUUCGCGUACCGCAGGCAUCUUCGAAGAUGUCUCCGUGUGGUCACGUUGGAGAGAACAAGUCCGUGGUAUGUCUCAGCAUAUAACUAGAAUCCUUUGCUACCUCUUGAAUGAAGUGUAUCAUGAAAGAAUUUACAACCGACCUGGGGUGAUUCUUUUCGAAUGACAGAGAACAUUCUGUAACUCAAGUUCAUCAACUAUAUGG
This is a messenger RNA of Mollisia scopiformis, 1264 nucleotides long. RefSeq lists its product as uncharacterized. The coding region runs from base 58 to 897 and encodes 279 amino acids. The transcript has a single exon. The record is from RefSeq and is a predicted model, not a curated record. Lineage: Eukaryota; Fungi; Ascomycota; Leotiomycetes; Helotiales; Mollisiaceae.